AGGUGUCGGCCCGUUGUGCGUGCGACGUGUUGAGGGACGGAUUCUCGGAGAUAUUAGCGAGGUUAUCGUGCCAAUUCGAAACAAGGAAGACAUAAACACAAAUUUUUAGUUGAAUCGAAACACGUCACGUAGAUGAGCAACGCAGCCAUGUCAUCGACAGUGACGAAAACGAGCAAGUACGUGUAUCGAUCGACAGGCGGGCACGGCGCCGACAUCUCCAUCGAGUAUGGCACCGACACCGGCGCCUUCACCAGACUCGAGGACAAGAUCCGGUUGCUGCAGGAGGACUUGGAGUCGGAGAGGGAACUCCGGCAAAGGAUCGAGAGGGAGAAGGCGGAUCUGAGUGUGCAAGUCAUCCAAAUGUCCGAGCGCUUGGAAGAGGCUGAAGCUGGCACCGACUGCCAGAUCGAGUCCAACAAGAAGCGGGACAUGGAAUUGAUGAAACUGCGGAAGUUGCUGGAGGAUGUGCACAUGGAGUCUGAAGAGACUGCUCACAUGCUGCGCAAGAAGCACCAGGAAUCUUUGCAGGACCUCCAAGACCAACUGGACCUUGCCAUGAAAUCCAGGGCCAAGAUUGAGAAGGAAAAGGGCAAGAUGCAACAGGAAAUCUAUGAGCUGCUGAACCAGAUCGAGUCGUCGAACAAGGACAAGAUUACAGCAAUGAAGACUGCCGAGAAGAUGGAAAUCACGGUGCACGAGCUGUCCAUUCGCAUUGAGGAGCUGAACAGGACCAUCAUUGACAUCACGUCCCACAAGUCGCGGAUUUCGCAGGAGAACAUCGAGCUGGUCAAGGAAGUGCAAGAACUCAAAAUUUCAAUUGAAAACGUUUCUUAUGCCAAGAGCCAAAUCGCGACUCAGUUCGAGGACUGCCGUCGGCGAUUGGAGGACGAGGAACGGAGACGGUCCACCUUGGAGAGCAGCCUGCACACUGUCGAGAUCGAGCUGGAGUCCGUCCGCGUGCAACUGGAGGAAGAAGCAGAGGCCCGGCUGGACCUGGAACGCCAGCUGUCCAAGGCCAGCUCGGACGUGAUGACCUGGAAAAGCAAGUACGAGUCCGAGUCCACGGCCAGGCAGGAGGAGAUCGAAGAGCUGCGUCGCAAGUUCCACGUCCGCAUCACGGAGCUGGAAGAGCAGGUGGAGGCGUACAUGGCCAAGUGCUCGGGCCUGGAGAAGCAGAAGAGCAGGUUGCAGUCGGAAGUGGAGGUGCUCAUCAUCGACCUGGAGAAGGCCAAUGGCACUGCCCGGGAACUGCAAAAGCGGGCGGAUCACUUGGACAGGGUCAAUGCCGACCUCAGGUCGAAGCUGGAUGAACUGGGUGCUUUGUACGAACAGGCUCAACGGGACUUGAGGCAAAAGACCGCAGACAUCACCCGGCUGUCCCACGAGCUGGACAAAACAAAGGAGCACCGCGACCAAUUGCUGCGCGAGAACAAGAAGCUGGGCGACGAUUUGCACGACGCCAAGAACACUCUGGCUGAGCUUAACCGGCGCUACCACGAGAUGGAGCUGGAGGUCAGGCGGCUGGAAAACGAGCGCGAGGAGCUCAGCGCCGCCUACCGCGAGGCUGAAGCAGCAAGGAAGGCCGAGGAACAACGUGCUCAGCGUUUGGCUGCUGAACUUGCACAGCUCAGGCAUGACUUCGAGAAGAGGAUUGCUGAGAAGGACGAAGAAAUUGAGUCCAUCAAGAAGCAGAUGGCCGUGGAAAUGGAGUCGUUGAACGGACGUUUGGCAGAGGCCGAGAUCAAGCUCAAGACCGAGGUGACUCGCAUCAAGAAGAAGAUGCAGAUGCAGAUCACGGAGCUGGAAUUGUCCCUGGACGUGGCCAACAAGAACAGCAUCGAGUUGCAGAAAACGUGCAAGCGCCAAUCCCUGCAAAUCACCGAGAUCCAGAACCAUUACGACGAGGUCCAACGUCAAUUGCAGGUGACACUGGACCAGUUUGGCAUUGCUCAGAAGCGAAUCACAGCACUGACAGGAGAGCUGGAUGAGAUGAGGGCCGCCCUCGACGCCGCCAUGCGAAGCAAGCGCAAUGCUGAGCAAAUGUACGACGAGGCCCACUCCCGACUCAAUGAGCUCACCACCAUCAAUGUCAACUUGAGCUCUGCCAAGGCCAAGUUGGAGCAGGAAUAUGCUGCUUUGCAGGGUGACUACGACGAGCUGUCCAAAGAGCUGAGGAUGGCUGAUGACAGGUUCCAAAAGUCCACUGGCGAGCUGAAGCACACCGUGGACAUCCUGCACGAGGAGCAGGAACGCGUCGUCAAGAUCGAGAGCAUCAAGAAGAGCCUGGAGGUCGAGGUCAAGAACCUGACGAUCCGCCUGGAAGAGGUGGAGGCCAACGCCCUGAUUGGCGGCAAGCGCGUCAUCAGCAAACUCGAGGCCCGCCUCCGCGACCUGGAACUCGAGCUGGACGAAGAAAAGCGCCGCCACGCCGAAAGCAUCAAGAUCCUGCGCAAAAAGGAGCGUCAGGUCAAGGAGGUCAUCAUCGCCGCGGAAGAGGACCGGAAAAACGCCUGCCUCGCCCAGGAAGCCGUGGACAAGCUGUCCGAGAAGAUCAAGAUGUACAAGCGACAACUCAACGAGCAAGAAGGCAUGUCUCAGCAGAGCGUGACUCGCGUCCGCCGUUUCCAGCGGGAACUGGAGGCGGCCGAAGAAAGGGCCGACUCUGCCGAGUCCAACCUGUCCAUGAUCCGGGCCAAGCACCGCACUUUCGUCACCGCCAUGCCCAUUUCCGGCGCCGGCCAGCAGCAAACGUCCUACGCCAUCGUCGAAGAGCACCACCGCAGCACCACGCACGACGUGUCCUAUUAAAACUCGUCGCGAGCACGCAGUGGCGCCGCGCCCUUCAUUCGUCAUCACGAUGAUGCUCCAAUCAUGGAACCCGGCCACCCACUGCACCCUCCUCCGUCACACCCCCGCCAAGGCCUUUAUUCCGAAUCCGCGAAAAAAUAAAAUCACUCAAAUUCCAAUAAGAUCCGUCACGACCAUAUCAGGGAUGUCUGGUUACUACAUACGUACGUGGAGUCCAGGAUAAAUUUUCAGACCCAAGUGCUGUUACCCGAGAUGAGGAACAAGCGUUUAAAAAAAUAAAUAGAGGGAAAAAUUUGUUGGCGGAAUUCACUGAAAGUGUGAAAAAUGGGUGAUGGUGCACAAUCAGUCGCCCUGUUCUGGAUUUGAUGCAAUAAAAUCAGAAUUCGAAAUCUUUUCAUGAUAAAAUGCAGUCAAAGGAGGAUACCAUGUUCCUUUUUUUGUAAGUACGUCAAAUUUUCAGUUUUUGUCGAGCUCAAUCAGUAAAGAAGAGCCUGGUAUAUAUGCUGUGGCCCAAAAAGGUUAUUUAAAAAUGUUUUCAAAAGCUCAAUUGAUGGAGAAUCCAGAAAAAUAUUGAGGAAAUUUUCCACUUCACAAAAGAACCAGACAACCCCUCAUCGUCACUUGAGCGAAAUGUUCAAUCGCGCAAAAAAAGUCACGAAAUGGCAAAAUUCGCGCAUUGCUUUCCCUCGCGCAAAAGAAAAAAAAAGGCGUCUAUCAUGUCAGAGAAUUACGAGGAAAGCUUACAACAAUUAACAUCGAGAAUUAUUCCAUCAAAAAUGAUGCGGGAGAUUUCAACAAUUUCUCGAUUACUAAUUGCGCCGAAGGAAAAUGCCCAAAUCGCGGAUUCAAAGAAAAGGACGUAUACGUUUCGCGGAUUCGGACAGUGUACCAAUUUUUUCGAAAUCGACGAAGGAAAAAAAACAGCGACAGUGUCCGCAACUCGAGUCACUCCCUCUUCUCCAGUUAUUUCGGGUUUUCAAAUUAACUGUCGCUUCUUUCUUUUUUUGUUCUUUUGUUGUCCCCGUCGUGUACACCCAGAAACGUGUCGACUCUGUCUUCUUUCUUCUUGAAACCUGAUUAUCAACGUGUUCUUGCCUCUUUUUUGAGUCGCAGAGUGAGAGAAAGAAAGGAAGAAAGAAAGAGAGAGAGAGCAGAAGAAAAAAAUGAAAACGAAACGACGACGCAAACGAACUAUGAAGAAAAAAAAACACUGAUUUCGUUCAUUCAUUCAAUCAUUGGCUGAUAGAAGCAAUUGAGUGCGUUCAUUGUUAGUGAGCUGGAGCGGAAUCGAAAAACAAAACAAAAAAAUUAAGGAAUUAAGUGUUCAUUAUGUCUCACCACCGUCUCGUCGCGAGAGAGAAUCGAAUAAAGCUGCGAGGCUCCACGUUUGUUUUCCAACCUUUCCUUGCUCUUUCUUUACCUGCUCACCUUUUAUUUCUUCCUUCUGUGUAUUAUUAUUUUUUUGGGUCCUCUUUAAGGGAAUUAAAUGCAUUCUUUCUUUUUUUCAAA
This is a messenger RNA of Notodromas monacha, 4317 nucleotides long. Lineage: Eukaryota; Metazoa; Arthropoda; Ostracoda; Podocopida; Cyprididae. The record is from the annotation of a GenBank genome assembly.